This is a messenger RNA of Zychaea mexicana, 1005 nucleotides long. RefSeq lists its product as uncharacterized. Gene Ontology annotation, molecular function: ubiquitin conjugating enzyme binding; ubiquitin protein ligase activity; zinc ion binding. The record is from RefSeq and is a predicted model, not a curated record. Gene Ontology annotation, biological process: protein polyubiquitination; ubiquitin-dependent protein catabolic process; positive regulation of proteasomal ubiquitin-dependent protein catabolic process. NCBI's taxonomy places the organism in Eukaryota, Fungi, Mucoromycota, Mucoromycetes, Mucorales, Lichtheimiaceae. The transcript has 6 exons. Gene Ontology annotation, cellular component: ubiquitin ligase complex; cytoplasm. The coding region runs from base 1 to 1005 and encodes 334 amino acids.
AUGGAUUACUGGUUACAGCGUUGCUCAAUUUGUUUUGAUGCACAGCUCGACCUUUGUUUAGAGUACUGUCGAGACCAGUAUUGUCUUGAUUGCUUCCGGAGAUAUGUGACCGAAGUCGUUACUACAUCAUGGGGCCUGAGUGUGACCAAGAUCAGGUGCCCCGUUUGCCAGGACCAUAUCCCGCAAAGCGAAUGGAGCAAAUUCGUGCCCUCCAGCGUCGUUGAGCUUUACAACCGAUACAACCAGCCUUAUCGCAGUUUUUCAAGGUGUUGUCCCAGUUGCGAGACCGAGGUGACUCCACUUUUGCCCAUCAUUGAACGACAAGAAUGGAACAGUUCCAGCUUACCAGCUCUUUACCGUCGGACCCUACUUGCUGUCAGGGCGUUCGAACGUAGCCAUCAUCAUCAUCGGCAUGCUAUUACAGCAGCACCAGCAGCAGUAGCACCAGCGACAACAGAAUCACAAGCACAAACAACAAUACUAUCACCAAGCUCGGCAACCGCGGUUCAUCCAUGGUCACACAGGCCUCUCGCCACCCCUAUAACAGCCACCACUGCUACUUCUGCCGCACUAGCCAUUUCAAAAAGCAUGCUUCUGUUUGAUAUGAAGCCUGACACCUGGCGAAAACUUCAGUUCCAACACAUUUCAUUUUUCCCCAUCAUUGACUGCCCUGCAUGCCUCGUGACAUUCUGCUUACAAUGCGGACAACGGGAACAUCCAAAUGCAACGUGUGAAGAGUCGAUGCAAAGGACUGUGGACAGCAAUCACCGAGGUUUGCCAUCCGAGGCCAUUGAAACACUACGGUGGCAGCUCCAAAACAGUCGGCGGUGUCCCAAUUGCUCAAUCAUGAUUAACCGUGACGAAGGAUGCAACAAAGUGGAUUGCUCAUUGUGUGGAUUUUGUUUUUGUUGGGCGUGUCGGUCGCCCUGGUCAGAGACCGAGCUCGGGGUACCAAAUGUAUCAUCCAUACAAGCUCGGCUGUUCCCUCUUACUGGAGCACCCUAA